Messenger RNA from Camellia sinensis, 1897 nucleotides. The record is from RefSeq and is a predicted model, not a curated record. NCBI's taxonomy places the organism in Eukaryota, Viridiplantae, Streptophyta, Magnoliopsida, Ericales, Theaceae.
AUUGCCCUAUUUUAGCCGAGUGAAUUUUUCAAACUCUUUAUACAGUCACUCCCGUGCACCACUCCUCAUACGCACCUCAUCGUCGAUUCUCCUGCUCGAUGGCAGUCAACAAAGUCGCUCUUCCUCCGUCAUCACAGUCGCUUGUGUCGAUUUUUCGACCAAGCAUCAGCGGCGCUUCGAGAAGUACUUGGGCCUCCAUUGUUAGCACCACCAUCACCAUUUUUCUGCUACAACCAGUUCGCCUAUAUUCAAACAACCCCGACAUCAGAAUGGCUCCUGCGAAAAAGAUGCGCCAUAUUCCUUUACCAAAGAGAGCAUUAAUUGAACCAUACUCAUCCCCGACCAAUACACGUACACCUGCUCUUGAAGGUGUUGCAGCAGAUGGAUCUCAGUCUAUUGCAUCAUCUCCGUCUGAAAGUAAUGCAUUGUCAAGAUCUAAGACUGUUACACCAUCUCCAUCUAAAACUAACGCACGAGCUAAUCCAUUUAUGCAAUAUCGAUGGACUGUUGCUAAUCCAGCGACAAAAUGGGCUGUUGUACAAGCUGUCCGGGAUAAAUUUGAGAUUGGGGAGAAUUACGAGGAGAAUUCACUAUCCCAUCAAGUUGUGGAAAAGAAGUGUUACGUGUUACAUAAAGAUUGUAAGCGUCGCUACGACACCGGCAAACUUAAUAGGAGCAAACUAUCCUACAAUCACACUAGUGGGUCGCGAUCUUUUCCGGCGGCGAUGAGCAUUAUGGUGAAGGAAAACGAUGGCUUGUUGCCAGAUAUUUGCGAUUUCUACAAGGACACUCAUCAGCACAAGAAGACAAAAGAAUGGAUUAAUCCUAUAUGUGUGUCACAAUUACAAGAGCAAAUGACGAUGGUACGGGAUGAGUCUAUCGAGUCUGGAACGCCCAUGACAGAAGAGGAUAUAUCAAGAGUGGUUCUUGGGAAGAAUAAGGGAUACUUGAGAGGUUUUGGGGUCAGACCAAAGCCCUCGUCCUGUGAUUCUGGGUUGAAUGCGGCAUCACAAGCACACGAGGAGCACUUGAAAGGCUUACAUCCGAGUUGGAGAUACUGCAUAUAGAGCAGCAGAGUGACCGUGAGGAGCAUCAAAAAAAGGAAGAGGAGCAACAAAUAAAAUAUGCAGAGAAUGCAAGACAACGUCAGGAGAUGCAGAGGUAGAUUUUUGAACUUCAAGGCAUGUUGGCGCAAGUUUUGGAAAUGCUUAAUCCACCAAAGUCCCUACCAUAGCUACUCAUGGUAAUGAGUAAGUGUGCUAAACCAGAUUGCAUUAUAUUUAUGUUCAAAGUGAAGGCAAAUAAACGUGUUCUGGGAAUACUAGAGAACAAAUUGUGACGCAAAAAUGGGAAAAUAGCCCAUUCGAGGGAAAAAUUGGAAAUAGCACCGAAACAGCCUCAACAUUGUAAUGGUCACGUCAAUGUACAUUAAAAAAAAGGUGUGAGAGGAAUCGGCACAUCAAUUGGACACAUGGUUAAAGAGUUAGACAAAAAAAUAUGAGGAAAAAGGCGAAAAUGGGUCAUUUAGGGGCAACAUAAACAAAAAAACCCCCAAACAUCCUGGAGAUCAUCACGGUUAGCUCCAACUAGAUUAAAGAAACUUGUGAGAGCAAGUGGUGUGUCGAUAGGAUGCACGGUUGGAAAUGUAGACCAAAAAAUGUGAUAAAAAAGCAAAACUGGCCAUUUAGGGGCAACUUAAACAAAAAAAAAACCCCCAAACAUCCCACAAAUCAUCGUAAUCACCUCCGCCUAGAUUAAAGAAACUUGUGAGAGCAAGCGGUGUGUCGAUAAGAUGCACGGUUAUAAAUGUAUACCAAAAAAUGUGAGGAGAAAGGUGAAAACGGGCCAUUUGGGGACAGCAUAAAAAAAAAAAAAAAAAAAAAAAAAAAAAAAAAAA